AUGUGUCGUUCGCACACUGAGCUACUGCAAGAUCCUGAAGGAGCAUAUUCCCAGCUUAUAAGGCUGCAAGCACUCAACAAAGAAUCAGAACAUCAUGUUGUAAAUGGUGAUGACAGAUCAGAGAUCACUUUGGAUUCUCCAAGACAUCCAAGUCAGCGAAUAUCUUUCUUACGAUCCAUAAGUGGGGGGUCAUCUGGAAAUGGAAACAGUAGUCGUCACUCAUUCUCAGUUUCUAUGGGUGUACCAACCUCAGUCAGUUUCAUUGAAACAUCGCUUGCAGAAUCUAAAUCUAUGGCCUUAGCACCAUCAAAAAUGGCCCAAGAAGUCCCACUUCGCCGGUUGGCCUACUUGAACAAGCCAGAGAUCCCAGUUUUACUGGUUGGUUCUACAGCUGCGGUGGCCAACGGUGUAGUACUACCACUCUUUGGGGUACUUCUUUCCAUCAUAAUCAAGAUCUUCUAUGAGCCAGCUCAUAAGCUUCGAAAGGAUUCAGAAUUCUGGGCGUCAAUGUUUGUAGUUCUUGGUGUGCUAUCCUUAUUGGCGACCUCAUUAAGAACAUACUUUUUUUCUGUGGCUGGGUGUAAAUUGAUAAAAAGGAUGCGACUAAUGUGUUUUGAGAAAUUGGUUCACAUGGAGAUAAGCUGGUUUGACAAAACAGAGAACUCAAUUGGUGCAAUCAGUGCACGGCUUUCUACAGAUGCAACAUCUGUGCGAAGUUUGAUUGGGGACACACUCGCGUUGCUCGUUCAGAAUACUGCAACUGCUAUUGCUGGUUUAAUUAUCGGCUUCCAAGCAAGUUGGCAAUUGGCUCUUAUAAUUCUUGCUAUGCUACCUCUAAUAGGAAUGAAUGGAUAUUUUCACAUGAAGUUUUUAAGUGGGUUCAGUAAGGACGCAAAGAAAUUGUACGAGGAUGCAAGUCAAGUUGCCAGUGAUGCAGUAAGGAGUAUUAGAACAGUUGCUUCUUUUUGUGCUGAGGAGAAGGUAAUGCAACUAUACCACAAGAAAUCUGAAGGCCCGGUGAGAGCUGGAAUAAAACAGGGGUUCAUUAGUGGGGCAGCUUUCGGGUUAUCAAUGCUGUUCCUAUUUUUGGUUUAUGCUGCCACUUUUUAUGCUGGAGCUCAGCUUGUUGACGCUGGCAAGACAACAUUUCAUGAAGUUUUCCAGGUUUUCUAUGGUCUCACCUUGACUGCAGUUGGAAUAUCUCAAUCAAGCUCUCUUGCUCCCGACUCUAGUAAAGCCAGGAGUGGAGCUGCCUCAGUCUUCUCUCUUCUUGACCAGAAAUCAGAUAUAGACUCUUCCGGAGACUCAGGAGCAACACCAGAUAAUGUGAAGGGAGAUAUUGAGUUUCGGCAUGUCAGCUUUAAGUAUCCUGCAAGACCUGAUGUUCAAAUAUUCAGCGAUCUCUUCUUGGCGAUACACUCUGGCAAGGUAAUUUCUUUAAUACAGUUUCCUAGAUGCAUUCUCUUAUCUAAUUGA
Molecule: messenger RNA, 1476 nt
Organism: Ilex paraguariensis (yerba mate)
Lineage: Eukaryota; Viridiplantae; Streptophyta; Magnoliopsida; Aquifoliales; Aquifoliaceae
Source: the annotation of a GenBank genome assembly